GUGGAUUCUCCACUGCCAGGGCGGUGCGGAGCUGAGCUGAGAGCUACACACACCCCACCGCCGUCCCCGUCAACACUUGCCCGUGUCAUUCUCAAUCUUUGUGCCCUCUCGUUGAUCUUGUCGUCGCCAUCACUUGCGCUGCUCAGAGCUGACAGCCGCUCGACACCAUGAGCUCCAUCGUCGCCCCGUGCACAAACUACACGUGCAACCAUGUCGUCGGGUCGCCAAACCUCGCGUCCGGCGAGAUCGAGUACACGGCCUACGGAUACUGGCUGAACAAUGCCAGCGUUUAUGCCUUUCUUGCGCUGUUCUGCCUGUCGUGGGUCAUACACGUGCUCCAGACGACAUACUACCGCAAGAUAUGGACCUUCUUCACGCUCGGCAUGGGGUGUGGGCUUGAGGCUGUCGGCUGGGGUGGCCGCCUGUGGUCCAUUAAGACGACCUACUGGCAGCCUGCGGUCGGAGGGUUCUGGGAUGAGACGGGGUCCGGCUUCAUCAUGCAGAUCGUGUGCCUCAUCAUCGCACCGACUUUCUUCUCGGCAGCAAACUACAUCUUCCUCGGCAACUUGGUGCGCGAAACAGGCGGUCGGUACACUUCCAUCACGUCGAGCUCCAUCUCGUGGAUCUUCACCUUUGCCGACUUUAUCUGCCUCGUAAUCCAGGGCAUUGGCGGAGGCAUCACCGGCACGUCGGACGACUGGGAGACGUUCAACCACGGCAUCAAGAUCAUGGCCAUUGGCGUCGUUGUGCAGCUCGCUGUCACGGCCAUCUUUAUCGUCCUGUUCGCCGAGUUCGCGUGGCGGUACAAGAACAACAGGCCAGCAACGCGCCAGCGCGACCUCCUCUUCUGGGCCAAGUGGCUGCGCUGCUGGGGCCGCCGCCGCGAGCCCGCGGCCGUUACCAACUGGGAGGAGGAGAAGGAGGAUGAAGCGCAGCGUGCCGAGCCUAGCCGCCGCCUCAUGUGGAUCUCGCAGGCCGUGCUGGCGUUUGCCACGAUCCUCAUCAUCAUCCGGUCCGUGUACCGUGCCAUCGAGCUCCUCAGCCUCAACCAUGAGAACAAGUCAAGCUCCAUUUACUAUGACCAGCCCGCGUUCAUCGCGCUCGACGCGGCUAUGAUGUGUAUCCUCGUGUUCACUUACAAUGUUGUUCACCCUGGCCUUGUCAACGGGCGGCCCCUGUUCUGAGGCCGGGCGUUUGAGCCACGUAGACUUCUCUCGACUCGGACAUAGACUGCUGUAGACUCAAGACUGGGACGGACGUUCUGUAGACUCAAAACUCGGCGUAGGCCUCUGUAGACGCAAGACCACGCUGGUAAAUCUAGACCUAUCGAUGUCAGUUCGGCGGCUCUUAGGCUCGUACAGCCUGCCCAGUCGCCUCAAGAAGCAGGCGAGAUUGCUCAUAUGUACAUCUACAUCCCCUCCAUUA
Messenger RNA from Vanrija pseudolonga, 1425 nucleotides. RefSeq names its product Sphingoid long-chain base transporter RSB1. Gene Ontology annotation, cellular component: fungal-type vacuole; plasma membrane. Bases 168 to 1184 code for a protein of 338 amino acids. NCBI's taxonomy places the organism in Eukaryota, Fungi, Basidiomycota, Tremellomycetes, Trichosporonales, Trichosporonaceae. The transcript has 10 exons. The record is from RefSeq and is a predicted model, not a curated record.